UACUCCUAAACCCAUCUCCUCUAUGUAAAUACUAGAUCAGUUUUCAAUUAAAUUUUUUUGCUUCUCUUUUAACACCACACACCUUCGAGUACUGCAAGCAAUCUUCUCAGCUCCAAAGGGGGGAAAUUCUAAGUUAGACUCAAAUAGAAAUACUAUAUACUUGUCGCAUGUCAAAUUCAGACUCUGCUGCUACAAACGGAGCAGUAAUGGAUGCCCAGAGACAACAAGCGCCGACCAACGGUUCCCUUCCCGUCGAGAAACAUCCUUCCAAGGACCGCCACAGCAAAGUCGACGGUCGUGGCCGAAGAAUCAGGAUGCCCAUCAUCUGCGCCGCUCGUGUUUUUCAGUUGACUCGCGAGUUGGGUCACAAAUCCGACGGUCAGACCAUUGAGUGGCUGUUGCGCCAAGCUGAACCUUCCAUAAUAGCCGCUACGGGUACGGGGACGACUCCGGCCAGCUCCUCCACCGUGUCGGUUUCCGUCCGCGGAGGGGCUAAUUCAACUUCUCUGUCGUCGACUGCUUCUCCGUCGUCAUUGCACCAUAAACCUUUGUUGGGUCCCACCCCUUUUCUACUAGGGAAACGUGUCAGGUCCGACGACGAUAAAGCCGGGAAGGACGAAUCCGGAGGGGCCACGGUGGGACCGGGCCUUGGGCCUAUCGUGGGGCCCGCGGGGACACUCACGGGUGCGUUCUGGGCUGUUCCAGCGAGGCCUGAUUUUGGUCAAAUAUGGAGCUUCGCGCCCCCGCAUCCUACGGAGAUGGUGGUACAGGCGGCUGCUCAGCAACCAGCUGCAGCUGCGUUUUUCGUUCAGCAACAGCAAGCGAUGGGUGAAGCGUCGGCUGCUAGGGUUGGAAAUUACCUUCCCGGCAAUCUGAAUUUGUUAGCCUCACUGUCGGGUGCUCCGGGAGGUUCUGCUCAAAGAGACGAUGAUCCUCGUUGAAUUUCGGCGGGCCGUUUUACCGUUGUUCUUGGAGUAUAUAUUUAAAUGAAUACAUAGAUUCUAUAAAUAUUUGUGUACCUUGUUGUUUUCAUGUGUGUGGAUGUGGAGGAUCAUUUUUAGCUCGAAUUUUAGGGGUUGGGGAAUAGGGUUUUGAGGGUUUAGGGUUUGCUAAGAUGAUACUAUGCUUGGCUUGAUGUUGUGGAUAUAUGGUCUCCCUAAUUUGCUGAAGUUCCAUUUUGUUUUCGCUUAAGGUGUUACAGGAAUCAUCAGUUCUUUGCUUCCACCUGGCGUUGCCAAGUGUUGAAAAUUAUGGUCAAGUUCGUAGCUCAUAAUAUGCCACGGAUGUGGUUUGUUCUGGCUCUCACAUCCGCUUUCAGUAUUUGUGUUUGACAGCAUGAUCUCAAAGGAGACUGCCGUGUGAAAGAUUUGGUUCCUUUCUGUAAGAACUUUAUUUUGGAAAAAACUGUGUUCUUAGCCGUUUCUUAGAUUUAUCAGCGUGCGAAUAAUGUGUCCUUCGUGUAUUGUGAAUAAAACCCAUUAUGUUCUUC
Molecule: messenger RNA, 1489 nt
Organism: Hibiscus syriacus
Lineage: Eukaryota; Viridiplantae; Streptophyta; Magnoliopsida; Malvales; Malvaceae
Product: transcription factor TCP21-like
Exons: 1
Coding region: 168-941 (257 amino acids)
Biological process (GO): regulation of circadian rhythm
Cellular component (GO): nucleus
Molecular function (GO): DNA-binding transcription factor activity; sequence-specific DNA binding
Source: RefSeq, a predicted model, not a curated record